CCAGCCAUAUUUAUCAGUGAAUCAACAAUUGCCCAGUAUUGCCCACAAACACCUGUGAAGACAUUGGGCUCAUACACGCCUCGUUCAACAACAAGUACAUUUACUAUUCCAUUCACUUCAUUCAAAAGUAAAUCCUCACACCCUCAUUGCGCCUCCCUUCCUCACCCCCGAUUAAUAACAAACAGCAAACAUCUUCGGUAAGAAGACUGCAUUCAUUAUAAAAACAAAGGGCAAAAAAUUGACAGGAGAAGAGUGAAAUCCGUAUUUUGGGCGUUGUUUAAUUCACUCAAGGUGUGUCAAAAUGAUGGGACGAUUGAUUCUUAUCAUUGCAUUCCAAUUAGUGACAGUCUAUUGUCAGAGGGCUCCAACGAUAUCCUAUAUAUCUCAACAGCAGAUAAAGGACAUUGGAGGGACAGUAGAGCUCCAGUGCUCAGUGCAAUAUGGCCAGGAAUACCCUGUCCUAUGGUUGAAGAGUAAUUCAAAUACAGAUACUGUUGCUCUGUCUUCCAGGACGUCUUUGAUAAUCAAGGAGAGUCGUUUUUCACUGCGUUACGAUGAAGCCACAUCCACUUACACUCUCCAGAUAAAAGAUAUCCAAGAAACAGACGCUGGGAUGUACCUAUGCCAAAUAUAUAUCUCCCUGACGUCCAAAAUAUCAGGCCAUGUCGAGCUUCAGGUGCGUCGUCCACCCUACAUCAGUGAUAACUCGACUAGAUCAAUCGUUGUGAGUGAGACUGAAGCGGUGGAGCUGUUCUGCUAUGCUGGAGGUUUCCCCAGUCCGAAAAUCUCUUGGCGAAGGGAGAACAAUGCUAUUCUACCCACUGGAAAUUCAAUUUAUAGGGGGAAUGUCCUGAAGAUUACAUCAAUCCGGAAAGAGCAUCGGGGAACGUACUACUGUGUAGCUGAGAAUGGAGUUGGUCGAGGUGCUAGGAGAAAUAUCAACAUCGAGGUUGAAUUUUCUCCUGUUAUAACAGCCCCACGUCCUCGUCUAGGUCAGGCACUACAGUACGAUAUGGACCUCGAGUGUCACGUGGAGGCAUAUCCACCACCUGCUAUUAACUGGCUCAAGGACGACAUAGUGCUGUCCAAUAAUCAACACCACAGUAUUUCCCACUUUGCCACUGCUGACGAGUACACCGAUACAACAAUUCGCAUCAUUACCAUUGAGAAAAGACAGUAUGGACAGUACGUCUGCAAGGCAGCUAACAAACUGGGAAGUGCUGAGACUACUGUUGAACUUUUUGAAACAAUAAUCCCAGUAUGCCCACCUGCUUGUGGCCAAGCUCAUUAUGGAGCUGGUGUAUUACCAGUUUCAUCCGGACCUUUGAUAGCAUUUGUGUUGAUAGUAGCAGCAAUUAUCAGAAACAUUAAUACCAAAUAUUAAUUAUCGAGGUCUGCUGGGCUCGACUGGCCAUCACAACUCAUUAUCCACGUGGAUGGCAAGCCUUCCUGGUUUUUUGGCGCUAAUCAUGACGACACUAUAAUUUAAAUUCAAAAUUAUCUACAAUCGUUGACGCGCAGGACAUCGAAUCUCAGAAGUUCAAAUAGAAUUAGAUACUUUUCUACUCAAAAUAAAAAGUGGAUUGAGGGUAGCUUUUAGGAGGAGAGGUGAAUGCUUUCGCAAGUUAUCCAUGAGGAGUUUUUCCAUCAUUUGGAAUGAUGAAUUUAUUCUAAUAGUUGCAUUAGAUAAUCAUGAAAAUAUUUAAGUGCACGUUGGUCAGUGUGAUUGGCACUGAAUGCACGAUUCCAGGGAUCAGAAAUUAAACAAAUAGAUAAUUAGAGCAAGGGAAAUAAUUGAUUAUAUCUCCAAGGACAAAUGAAUCUAGUUGUCCCCUUGGAGAUGACUAUUUGUGUUUUAAUAUCGGAAAAAAUCUCAUUUUAUAGAUUUUUUUAUACAUAUUUUUUAUGUAUUUUUAUCUUUACAUGUGAUUGUAUGGUGUGAGAAGAUUAUUCGGAUGAUUUUUAGGAAAUUUAUCAAAUUUUACAAAAAGUUUUACACAAUAUUUUUAAUUCUUUGACAUUAAUGCAAACAACAAAAGUUUUUGAGUGAGUCUUCUUAUUCCAUUUGAUCGUAGAUAAUGUAUUUGGCUCGUCUCAAAGCCGCCAUUAGCUUGUAGAAAAUUGUACAAUAACUCGACAGAGUUUAAUUUUUUGUACUUCAAUGCAAGGUACUUGAAAUACUCUGCACUUUGCACAGUUCUGUAUCACUCACCUAAACGUAGGAGUUUUCGGAUAACUUUGUAAUUUGAUAAAAGUUAUCAACUAUUUUCACUAGUAAGAGAACUACAUAUCUAGAGCUAUGACAACUUAACUAAUAAUAGUCGACUAGGUUUAUUGACCGUCUUUUCUACUAAAAUUUUUACCGAAUAAUUUACCGAAAGGAUUUUCAAAUUUUGUAAUGCUCAAGAGACAAUAACAGGAGGCUUUUCGAUUGAUCUAAUAAAAAUUGUUUCUUCCACAAA
This is a messenger RNA of Fopius arisanus, 2462 nucleotides long. It is a transcript of the gene Lac, whose product is annotated as Lachesin. The record is from RefSeq and is a predicted model, not a curated record. Gene Ontology annotation, cellular component: neuron projection. NCBI's taxonomy places the organism in Eukaryota, Metazoa, Arthropoda, Insecta, Hymenoptera, Braconidae. The coding region runs from base 302 to 1384 and encodes 360 amino acids. The transcript has 6 exons.